AUGUCGCUGACCAUCCUGACCGACGAGCAGAUUGCGGGGCUGCUGGAGGACCUGACGCUGGAAGAGGCCGAGGGCUUCCGCACUGCGCUCAAGACGGCCCUGCACGAGUACUCGACCGGGACGCAGACGGCCGGCCGAGGAGACGAUGUGCAGCAGCCGCCGCGGACGACGAUCUCGCCGGGAGGCGGCAGCACGCGGCCGUCGACUGUGUUUGUGCCGUCAUGGAGCCACGACGGCGUGGGAAUGAAGGUAUUGACGCUGGCGCCACCGGGUGAUGGCGAUGGCGAUGUUGAUGGUGAUGGCGAGCCGGCCAUGCGGCCGACCGGGGCCCUCUCGCUCUUCUCGCCGGCCGGCCGGCUGCUCGGGGUCCUGCAUGCGAGCACGCUGACGGCAUUUCGCACGGCGCUGGCAUCUUCAUGUCUGUUGCUGCGGCGUGACACUGUGCAGAAUGUGCUCGUUUUCGGCAGCGGCAUGCAGGCGUACUGGCACGUCCGGCUGGCACUGCUGUUUCGCGGUUCGACCAUUCGCCAUGUCAACAUCAUCUGCCGGCGACUGUCGCAGUCGAGCCAGCUGAUGCUCAAGCGCUUCUACAGCACGCCGGCCUACCGAAAGGAGCGCGAGGGCUGGGCCGAAACCCAGUUCAGCGUCCUCACGCCCGCCUACAACGAGUACAGCCGGCUGCUGGUCAAGAACCUGCGCAGCGCCGACGUCAUCUUCUGCUGCACGCCCUCGACCGAGCCGCUCUUUGAUGCGUCCGUCCUGACGAGCCACGAGGGCCGCCGCAAGGGCCGUCUGAUCGUCGCUGUUGGCUCGUUUAUGCGCAGCAUGCACGAGCUGCCGUCCGAGCUGCUGCGCCAGGCUACCCGCACCGAACGCCCGCACCACCAUUACCACAGGCAUGCCGUUGAGGGCGGCGUUGUCGUGGUCGACACGCUUGACGGCGCCCUGAAGGAGGCUGGCGAGAUCAUCGAUGCUGGCCUGACGCCGCGACAGGUGGUGGAGCUUGGCGAGCUGGUCAUGCUGUCACGCGUCAACCUCAAGGAAGAAGAGUACGGCUCAUCGUCCGCGGCCGCAAGCACGAGCACGCUGAGCGUGCCGUCGCUCGAGUUUGAGAGGCUGGAUUUGCAGUCGAUGCAGAUUUCCGCGUCCUCGUCGGCCAUGUCGACCGUGUUCGGACAGGACAGCAGCAAAUCGUCCGGGCGAGCAGCGUCGCCCUCGCCCAAGAGCGAGGGCCGCAGUAGCCGCAGGUCGCUGCAGCUUCACCGCCGGAGCUCCAGCCAGGCGUCGGUCGACACCCGGAAACAAAAGGAUGACCACCUGGCACGGUGGAUGCAGCGCGGAAACGUGGUGUACAAGAGUGUGGGGCUGGGUCUGAUGGAUCUCAGCGUCGGCCUGCACCUGAUCGACUUUGCGCGUUCAAAGGGCGUUGGCAGUCACAUUGGCGGAUUUUGA
Grosmannia clavigera kw1407 is the source of this 1452-nucleotide messenger RNA. Its product is annotated as ornithine cyclodeaminase. Bases 1 to 1452 code for a protein of 483 amino acids. NCBI's taxonomy places the organism in Eukaryota, Fungi, Ascomycota, Sordariomycetes, Ophiostomatales, Ophiostomataceae. The transcript is spliced from 2 exons. The record is from RefSeq and is a predicted model, not a curated record. Gene Ontology annotation, cellular component: cytoplasm.